Messenger RNA from Tetranychus urticae (two-spotted spider mite), 1335 nucleotides. RefSeq lists its product as uncharacterized. The record is from RefSeq and is a predicted model, not a curated record. Gene Ontology annotation, biological process: RNA polymerase III preinitiation complex assembly. Gene Ontology annotation, molecular function: TFIIIC-class transcription factor complex binding. Gene Ontology annotation, cellular component: transcription factor TFIIIB complex. NCBI's taxonomy places the organism in Eukaryota, Metazoa, Arthropoda, Arachnida, Trombidiformes, Tetranychidae.
AUGUUUCGAAGAUCUAAGAUAAAGAUUACACCAAAGAUACCUCAAGCUAAACAAAGUGGAGAUCGUACACACGUCGAGUCCUUGACUCCUGUUCAGACAUCUUCAAAUCUCAAUGAAACAAACAUUUCUAAUAACAGUGAUCAAACCAAUCAACUGGAUAAAGCAGAAAACAAAUCAUCUACAGUAGAAUCAUUGGAACCAACAAGUAUUAUAGCGACACCUAAACUGCCAAAGGAAAAUGCUGCUGCUCCUGUGGUCGAUUUGACAUCAUCUUCAUUAAUAACAGAGUUGGUUGAAAGUCAACCUGAAGUCAAUAAUAACACAAUAAUCGAGAAAACUUCAAUUGUUGAGGAAAACAAUGAAAUUUCAUCUGAUACACCAACAGAAAAGGCUAAAGUCGAUGCAGUAUCCAAAAAGACACAAACUGUACCAAAAUUAACAACCUUGAUUGAACCUGUUGAUGAUCCACCUCAACCUUCAGAUAAACCAGUAACAAAAGAACUACCAAAAGAACCACCAAAAGAAUUACCCAAAGAGUCACCAACUAUUCCGAGUCCAAUUAUCAGAGAUAAACUUCAAACUGACACAGUUAGACCAAGAAAAAGGAUUAAAAUAUCACCAAAGGAUCUACUUGAUCGUAAUUCUCUAACUCUCUAUCAUCUUAUUCACGCUCCAAUAUCUCGUGGUAAACGUAUUGGUAAAAAUAAGGAUAAAGAUAAGGAUAAGGAUAAGGACAAGGAUAAGGAUAAAAAAUUGGAUGAAACUUCUGAUGAGAAUGUAGAGAAAAGGUCAGAAUCUGGAGAUUCAGGUAAACAAGAAACAACUGAUAAUAAAUCAAUAAAUGAUGAUACAAUGGAUAGUGUAAUUACAACAGUAUCAUCAGCAUCAACUAUAAUAACAAAUAAUGAAGCUAACGAUGUUGAUAAAACACAAGAAAAAGAAUCAAUUGGUCCUCGAGUUAAAGUUGGUCCAGAUGGUGAAUUAAUAAUCGAUGAAGAAUCUUUGGUUAUCAAGAAACCUAAGCCUGUAGAAAGAGAGACUAUUGAAGAACCUGCAUAUGGUAAAACAACUUAUUCGUCAUUCCGUAAACGUCCUCCAACUGUACGAUGGACUAAAACGGAAACAAUUGAAUUUUAUACUGCUCUUAAUCUUAUCGGACCAGAUUUUUCAUUAAUGUCAAACCUUUUUUUCAAUGGUAAACGAAGUCGAACUGAUUUAAAGAAUAAAUUUCGUCGUGAAAAUAAACUGAACAAAACUGUAAUUGAUAAAGCUUUAUACGAAGCUGAUGUGGAAUAUUGUUUGGCCCGAGAAGCUGUUCAAAGUGAUCAUUCCUAG